AUGCUCAGCUUGGUGUUCGGGACCACUACCGUCCUUAUCUCCGGAUUUUUCAUCUUGUUCAUUGUGACCCCUGAGCACCAGAAGACCUCUCAAUUCUCACUUUUCAUUCAUGCGAUGUCUAUAUGGCUCUUUCUGGUUUUCUCUUUCCUUAAAAAGGUGUGGGACGACGAUUUCUACGCUGAGGAGAGAUCUCAGAUGUCGGAGGCGAAACACCGUAUGUUCUAUGCUUGGGGUGUCGUUGGAUUGAUACUUUGUGCAAUCUUGGAGCAAGUUUCGAUUUGGUGGAUGAAUUUUUGUUUUGAGGCGAGUAUAAAUGUCAGAAUCGGAUUCAGCAUGGUCGAUUACCCCAGUGUACUUAUUUUGAAGCAUUUUGGAGAUGUGUCGUAG
Messenger RNA from Caenorhabditis remanei, 387 nucleotides. RefSeq lists its product as uncharacterized. The transcript has a single exon. NCBI's taxonomy places the organism in Eukaryota, Metazoa, Nematoda, Chromadorea, Rhabditida, Rhabditidae. The record is from RefSeq and is a predicted model, not a curated record. The coding region runs from base 1 to 387 and encodes 128 amino acids.